AUGGCGUUGCUGCUGCGGCUCGGCUGCUCGCUGCUGGCGCUCAGCACCUGCCUGCUGCCGCGGGCGCGGGCGGACUGCGGGCGGGACUGCGCGGCCUGCGCCUACCGCCUGGGGCCCCGCGCCGACAUCCACCCGCUGGCAUGUACACUAGAAUGUGAAGGAAAGCUGCCUUCUGCCAAGGCCUGGGAAACCUGCAAGGAGCUGCUGCAGCUGACAAAACUGGACCUGUCUGAGGAUGGAAACGCUGCUCCAGGAGACAAAAAAGAGCUGGAUGAGAACCAUCUGCUUGCCAAGAAAUAUGGGGGCUUCAUGAAGAGAUACGGGGGUUUCAUGAAGAAAAUGGAUGAGCUCUACCACCCAGAGUCAGAGGAUGAAGCUAAUGGAGGAGAGAUCCUGGCUAAGAGGUACGGAGGGUUCAUGAAGAAGGACUCAGAUGACGAUGCCCUGGCUAAUUCCUCUGAUCUGCUGAAGGGGCUUUUAGGAGCAGGGGAUAACCCUGAAGCGGCGCAUUACCGAGGAAUAAAUGAAAAUGAUGGAGACGUCAGCAAAAGAUACGGCGGUUUCAUGAGAAGCAUAAAGCGCAGUCCAGAACUGGAAGAUGAAGCCAAAGAGCUGCAAAAGAGAUACGGUGGUUUCAUGAGAAGAGUGGGCAGGCCAGAGUGGUGGCUGGAUUACCAGAAACGGUACGGCGGCUUUCUCAAGCGCUUCGCUGAUUCCAUUCUCCCUUCAGAAGAAGAUGGGGAAACUUAUUCCAAAGAGGUCCCAGAGAUGGAAAAGAGAUACGGUGGAUUUAUGAGAUUUUAAUACCUUUCCCUUUAUCCCUUUUGUCCUAAAUGAGAGAGACUGCCUUAUUGGUCAUAACUUAUUGUAAUGUGUGCUUGUAUUGUACAGUUUUUUUACCGUCCUGGUUAAUGAUGCAACCUGUGAUCUAUUGUUCCAGGUCCUGUGUUCUUUCAAGUCAAAUAACUAAUUCCUGGUUUAGUCAAGUUUCAGUCCGUGCUGUAGUUUCCAUGCUAAAAUGAUUUUGAUUACUGUAUUCAUUUUCUUUAAACAGGAAGUACGUCUACAGUAGAAUUGCU
Messenger RNA from Lagopus leucura (white-tailed ptarmigan), 1079 nucleotides. RefSeq names its product proenkephalin (gene PENK). Lineage: Eukaryota; Metazoa; Chordata; Aves; Galliformes; Phasianidae. The transcript has 2 exons. Gene Ontology annotation, cellular component: neuronal cell body; dendrite; plasma membrane. The record is from RefSeq and is a predicted model, not a curated record. Bases 1 to 804 code for a protein of 267 amino acids. Gene Ontology annotation, molecular function: opioid receptor binding. Gene Ontology annotation, biological process: neuropeptide signaling pathway; sensory perception; chemical synaptic transmission.